Nematostella vectensis (starlet sea anemone) is the source of this 3337-nucleotide messenger RNA. RefSeq names its product fibrillin-2. The coding region runs from base 71 to 3337 and encodes 1088 amino acids. The record is from RefSeq and is a predicted model, not a curated record. The transcript has 7 exons. NCBI's taxonomy places the organism in Eukaryota, Metazoa, Cnidaria, Anthozoa, Actiniaria, Edwardsiidae. Gene Ontology annotation, molecular function: protein binding; calcium ion binding.
UAUUAAUGGUUUGUUUGGUGCUGUGGAGUGUAAUGAUUCGAGUGCUGGGAAGCAGCUUAUCUGUGAAAAGAUGGCACAUAAACUCCAAGACCCAAGUUUCGAGAUUGCAUCCCGCGCAUGCGCCUACCAGCUUUCAAACUGCUCCCAAACAUGCUCCCAAGUGGACUCAAUCUACCAAUGCACAUGCUUCGAAGGAUAUCAUCUGACCAGUGAUGGUCAGUGCGUGGACAUCAACGAGUGUUCGUGCUCAAAUCAAACAUCUGAAGACGACACAGCCUCAUCGGGUGGUAGCAUGGCGUCACCGGGCUUCAAUUUGACGACAUCGAACGAAACUGAGACGUCAUCUGGGGAGUCGGUAGAUGGGUGUUAUUCUGUUGUCCAGCGGUUUUGCAGCCAUCAAUGCUUGAAUACACCAGGGAGCUUUAUAUGUACAUGCCCAGAAGGUCUGGCGUUGAGUGAAGACGGGAAAUCCUGCGUAGAUGUUGAUGAGUGCAGCACUGGAGCUAACGUGUGCAACGACAAUUGCGUUAAUUUGUACGGCAAGUAUACUUGUCAAUGUGGACCUGGAUAUGAAUUCGACUGGCUCAAUCGACGAUGUUGCCAAAAAGUUUCAUGCUUUCCUCGAUGUUCUAAUAUAAAUGGUAACUAUUCAUGUGAGUGCAGCGCAGGCUAUGUUCUGUCAUCUGACUUUACCUCUUGCUUGGAUGUUGAUGAGUGUUUAACAAUCCCCGCUAUAUGUAACCAGACGUGCUCAAAUAUUCCAGGUAGUUACGUAUGUUCUUGUGUUACUGGAUACUAUCUCGGUGUAGACAAUACAACCUGUUUGGACCUCGAUGAAUGUUCAACUAACGCGAACAAUUGUGAGCAGAGAUGCACCAAUAGCCUGGGAAGCUUUAUUUGUUCAUGCUGGACUGGCUACAUUCUUGGAUCUGAUUAUAAAUCCUGCGUGGACGUCGAUGAGUGUUCGUCUGGCAUCGCACAAUGUAACCAGACUUGCGCCAACAUUCCAGGAAGUUUUACAUGUUCUUGCGGUAAUGGAUAUUUCCUUGGAUCUGACAGAACUUCCUGUCUUGACAUAGAUGAGUGUUCGACGAGAGUUUCCCAAUGCAAUCAAACAUGUAACAAUAGUUUAGGAAGCUACACUUGUUCUUGUCGUUCCGGCUUUUCCCUGGCAUCCGACGGAAGAAGUUGCAAAGAUCUCGAUGAAUGUUCAAUCAACACACAUCGCUGCAAUCACACUUGUAUAAAUACCAUAGGGAGUUACUCUUGUUCCUGUAAUACUGGGUUUUUCUUGGACUUAGACCAAAGGAAUUGCUUAGACAUUGAUGAAUGUUCUUCCAACCUGCAUAUUUGCAACCAGACAUGCAAUAAUGUUCCUGGCAGCUACUAUUGCACUUGUUUUCCUGGAUUCUACUUGAUGAUGGAAGAUCAAAGCUGUGUUGAUAUUGAUGAGUGUGCCGCAGGUUUUCACCAGUGCAACCAGAAUUGUCAAAACAUUCCAGGAAGCUACAACUGUACUUGUGGAUUAGGCUACCAACUAGCGUACGAUAAAAAAAAUUGUCUAGACAUUGAUGAAUGCGCCACCGGGAAACACCAGUGUGCCCAGAACUGUACAAACAUAAUUGGAAACUAUUCAUGCUCUUGUACAACUGGCUUUGAACUUGCUGUUGAUCAAACAAACUGUGUUGACGUGGAUGAAUGCGUCACACGUUCUCACAAAUGCUUUCAACAGUGCGUCAACACGCGCGGUAGUUAUAAAUGCUCAUGUAAUCCUGGGUUUGUACUUGCUAGUGAUAACUUUGGAUGUCUGGAUAUUAAUGAGUGUAAAAGCUCAAUCAAAUACUGUUCCCAAGGAUGCAAAAAUCUUUAUGGUACCUUUUCCUGUUUUUGUUACCGUGGAUAUGCCCUGGACAGUGAUAAAAGAACCUGUAUUGAUGUUGAAGAGUGCUCAUCCGGUGCUCAUGGAUGCUCUCAGAUUUGCAAUAAUACACAAGGAAGUUUCCAUUGUGGAUGCCAUCAAGGAUAUAACCUUCUAGAUGAUCUCAUUUCUUGCGGGGACAUUGAUGAGUGUGCAACAAAGGUCUGCUCUCAUAAUUGCACCAACACGCCAGGAAGCUACCGGUGCUCAUGUUUUCCAGGCUACCAGCAAGGGCCUAAAAAUGACAGCUGCUUGGAUGUGGAUGAGUGUUCCACCUCAACCCACAAUUGCACACAAAUAUGUGUCAAUCAACCAGGCAGUUACACCUGUCAUUGUCACCAAGGUUACCAGCUAGCCGCUGACCAGAGAUCAUGCGAGAAAGUUGUUCUUCCUGUACCCUUGAUAACUGAGGCCUUCAACACGUCCUCCACCUCACUACUUGUUCGCUGGAUCUUAAAGCCCUCUGGAAGUUCGUUUCCUGUCCAGAUUGGCUACAUGCCAUAUACUAGAGACACAGACCUUCUCACCCUUCCACCUUCUAUGAACUCCAAGCAAUUAAAGAUUCAAGGGCUCCGCCCAUACACAAUCUAUAGCGUGUUCGCUCGAUUGUCUACCAACUGGACGGACGGAGAGUGGAGUAUGCCCGCGUUCGUCCGGACGGACGAGAAAGCUGUUCAAACACGUCCAGAGAACCUCCAAGCCAGUCACGUGGACUCUACCUCAAUCAUUAUCACGUGGUCAUCCAGCAUUCCUCGCGACCCAUAUGCAAUUGUGCUUGGUUACCAAGUCAGUUACGGGAUCUUUAACGCGACGACCAAGAAAUUUAGUGACGUCACGGUUGUUGACUUAUACAGUCAGGAAGAUACGUUUGCGAUCGGCGAGCUGCGACCGAACACAAUUUAUACCGUAAAAGUGUCGUACUUUUCUCGGAAAGGAGUCGGCCCGUACUCGAGGGCAAUCGUUGUACGUACAACUUUAGACAACCCAUGUAAUCCGACCAGCCCGUGUUUGAAUGGAGGAAUCUGUCUGCUUUCGGAUGCGGAAGCGUCUCCCGGACGCCGUCCGAACUAUACGUGCCUCUGCUUGGCCAACUUCCACGAGAGGUACUGCGAGUCAUAUCUAGCAGGAAAACGCUGCAAAAGCCCGACAGUUAGCAUAGCUCUUGGUCAGAGCAUCACACAAGCGACAAAAGUUCCCCGCUCCGAGUCCUACACGAUUAGUAGUACUGUGGAGCUCGACUGCCGAGAGAGUUACGAGACAGAGUUUGCGUGGAUGGUGACUCCCUUUAGCCGGACAGAUGCCUUACUCAAGCGGACAGGAGUCUCCGAGUUACGGAUUCCACGGAGACGUCUGGACUACGGCAUUUACGUGGUCGCUCUUGUUGUACGAAUGAAAGGUAACGAUGAUGGUGAUGAUUAA